GUGGCAAGAAACAAUUCCAUUCAACUUAAGAUUAAUUAUUCUCCUCAACGAUUACAUGCAUAUGGCUCCUACCAAAGUUGCUUCAUCUCAAGUUCUUAUUGUUGUAAGCUCUGUUGUAGUUCUUCUUUUGUCCCGUGUGAGCUCAUUUGAUGGAAAUGGACCAAAAGGACUUAAGAUUUGUGGGUUUGAUGCCAUAUAUAAUUUUGGGGAUUCAUACUCAGACACAGGAAAUGCUAUUCAUAUAGACCCUACUGCUUCACAAUCCCAUCCCCCUUAUGGCACAACCAUCAACAAGAUAACCGGGAGAUGUUCUGAUGGGUUGCUACCAAUCGACUACAUUGCAAACUCGGCUGGUUUUCCAUCUAUCAAAACCUACUUGAAUUCGCAUGAAACGGACUCCCGCAACGGAGUGAAUUUUGCAGUUUCUGGUGCUACUGCAUUACCAUUGAAUGUUGUUCUAUCGAAAUUGAAUAUCUCGGCUGGAUUCAUUAACAAUUCUCUCACCGAACAACUUCAAUGGUUCAACGAACAUUUAAAAGGAUUUUGUCAAACAGAUUGCAAGGAAAAACUCAGGUCAUCUCUUUUUAUAAUCGGAAUCGGGAGUAACGAGUACAACCUAGGAUUCUUCCAUUUUAAGAAAGCUGAGGAGAUGAAGAAGAUAGGGUUGGUGUCUGCAGUUGUAGAAGCCAUUCAGAAAGCCGUAGAACAAGUCAUCGGUUAUGGUGCUACUCGAGUCUUGGUCCCUGGAACCUACCCAACGGGUUGUGCACCAGGCUUUCUUGGAAUGUUCAGGAAAUUGAAUUACACGAAAGACACACAUGGUUGUUUAGCGGAUGUUAAUGAUUUAUACAAGUAUCACAAUGAUCAGCUCCAAGCAGGAUUGGAAAUUUUGAGAAAGAAAUACCCUGGUGUAUCUAUAAUAUAUGGAGAUUAUUAUAACGCAGUGCAAUCUAUUAUGGACAAUCUCCAAAAAUAUGGGUAUGAAACAAUAACUGGACUUUGCUGCGGGCAAGGUAGAGUACUAUGUGGACAGCCGGGAUCCGCCCACAACAUACCUAUUGAUGCCCUACCGCAAUCAAGAAUCGCUCUUUGCAUUGUUUCCAAUUUCCUUCUGAAAAUCUCUCUGGUUUCUUCUCAUCUUCAAGAAAUGGGAAGAUCCAAGAAGGCCCAGAAACCCCAAAAUCAAGUUUUCACUCCGAGAAGAUCUGCAAGGUUAGCAGACAAAUUCAAUAAAUUACCAGAAGAGUUAAUCCUCACAAUCUUGUCAAAAAUCCAAGACCCUAAAACCCUCAUUUGUUGUUCCUCUGUUUCGAAGAAUCUGAAUUCUCUCAUCUCCAGAAUUGACAGUCUCUCCCUCAGAUUAUCAUAUCCAGAUGAGGAUCAUGCUUCUCUUCCAUGCUUACAAUCACACCACCACAUCCCACAAGCAGCCAUUCCUGGGAUCAUAAAGGUGUUUCCAAAUAUCAAGUUUCUGGAACUUAGGCUCUGUCCUUGCCCUUCUCCGUCUUCACAAGACGGAGAGAUGUCCAGGUUGAAGUUCUUCCGUCAUAAUGAUGAUGAUGAUAUGCACUGUGAAUUAACAGUCGCUUUCGAAGUUGGGUUCUUGUCAGGUACAAGCACAAACGGAGGAUUGCCUCUGAAAUUGAGGCCCCAGAUUGUGGAUACUGCCGUUGUUGAAACAAAUCUUUCCUGUGUUAAUACUAUAUUACCUCAUUGCCCGAAGACGCUGAGGAACUUGGUGAUUUCAAGUGCGAAGAUGCAGGGGCCCGGAUCGAGAGGGGAGGUAUUUGUGAGACAAGAAGUGAUGGGCAAGUUGGCUGAUGUGAUUUCCAGUUUGCGGACUUAUGAGGGUUGGCUUACAUGGCUUAACGACCCGAGGAAUGUGGCUUAUUGGCUUAAGGAUCCACUUACUGAUGAGCAGCGUUGUCUAAGAGAAAUUGUGUGGGCUGUUCGUCGUGUAGAAUUGCCAUGGCCAUGGGAGAAGCGCAAUGAGCUUAUUGUGGUGGAAGGUGAUGUGAAGGAGUUACUGAGCGUUUAUGAUUAUAAUGAUGAGCAACAAUGA
Messenger RNA from Dovyalis caffra, 2062 nucleotides. The record is from the annotation of a GenBank genome assembly. Lineage: Eukaryota; Viridiplantae; Streptophyta; Magnoliopsida; Malpighiales; Salicaceae.